Messenger RNA from Calliphora vicina (urban bluebottle blowfly), 1243 nucleotides. RefSeq lists its product as uncharacterized. Bases 234 to 953 code for a protein of 239 amino acids. The record is from RefSeq and is a predicted model, not a curated record. Lineage: Eukaryota; Metazoa; Arthropoda; Insecta; Diptera; Calliphoridae. The transcript has 3 exons.
CAAAGCAUUAGUAAGUCAACAGCCACGAUAACAAUAUCGCUUUUUUAAGUCAGUUAUUAGAUUUAUUUUGUAAAAUAAUAACAAAUAAUUAUUAUAUUUUAUAAUAAAAAAUCUGUAUAAAACAAGUUGAAGAAAAAUACUUAAGUAAACAAAAUAUAAAUUCUUGGUGAAAAAAAUAUUUAUUUGGUGAAGAAUUGAACAACAACUGUUGCAUCUGUAAGUUGUUUCACACAAUGGCCGAAAAUGAAGAAUGUAAAAUUUGUCUCGCCUCGAAAGCGGAUAAUACUCCAAUGCUUAACAUCAUAACAAUCGAUGAAUAUGAAAAUUUAACUGGAAUCACACUGGGACCACGGAAAGUUAAAAAAAUAUAUGUAUGCAAAAAAUGUGCACGCGAUAUUAAAGAAGCAAGGGAAAUUCAUAAUAAAAUUAUAACAAGUUUAGAGGAAAGAAAGACUCGUGCCCAGGCUGAAUGUGGUAAUAUUUGUGCCCUUAACAGUGAGCCUAUAACUGACAUUUCUCGACACGAACAGUCAGAGCUAAUUGCCAAUUUGCUAAGACGUGAAUUGGAAUCUGACGAGCAGGGCAAAGAAUUUGUUUGCCAAAAUUGUUUUGUUAAAAUUGAUAAUGCCAACAAAACUUGUAAGAAAAUAAUUGAAAGUUUAAAGGACUUUCAAUGCACUCCACAAAAAUCAGCUACUAAAUCUGAAGCUGCUGGAAAUACUCCCUCCCCAAAAACACCGAAGCAGAAAGAACUUACAAAUGAAACGAAAAACAAUGAUUUACCAUCAACAACUGGUACUACACCAAAAACUUCCAAGCCAAAAAAAGCCACAAAUGUAUCGGUCAAUAAUAAAUCAUCUCCAACAACUGCUACACGGAAAAUAUCAACUAAUGACGAUGAUAGUUUGGAAGAAAUAGUUCAAAAAGUAAAGAAAUUGAAUAUUAAAAAAUAAGUUUCAAUAUUCAUAAUAACUUUUUAAAUUUGUUUUAUAAACCUUUGAUAAAUUAAAAAAUCGAUUAUGAAUAAGGCCUAUAAUAAGUAUGUAUGUAUAUAAAAUAAAAUUAAAAAAAAAAAAACUACUUACCAACAUUAACACGACGUCUGGUUAUGCCUUAACUAAUAGUUAUAGAUACUGUCGUUUAAAAUUAUUUUUGUAUGAAAACUGUCAGUAUAACUAUUAGUUGAAACAUAACCAGACUUCGUGUUACUGGGGGUUAGUUGCAUUUUGUUUUUGGUUUGAAA